AGUACAAAGGUCGAACAAACAAGUCUUCAUAACAGAAGGGAAGACUGCUGCAAUGGCGUGCACAAAGAGAGUGACCGGCUGUAUUUCGACCCGGUACUCGUUGGCCGUCCUUCUCAUGGGAUUCAUCAUUUACUUCUUCAGCCUGCGGUCAAACUUCAGUAUUAUCGUCGUUGCUAUGGUGAAAAAUUCUGCGAACAACGAAGUUAACAGCUCCAGUGAGAACGAGUGUUCUAAUGUAAACACGACCCAGGUUAUAAAGAAUUUUACACGCGAAAACAACACGGCUUUUGAACUGCACAACGAGACGAGAAAAUUGUGGCACGCAAACAGUACAGAUUAUAAAAGUCAGGGCAAGUUUUCCUGGGACCCCAUCACGCAAGGCCGCAUCAUCGGUGCCUACUCGUACGGCCACGUCUUCAGUCAGGUGAUGGGAGGGUUCCUGGAGGCCAGGUUUGGUGGGAAGAAAGUUCUCGGCCUGAGCAUCCUGCUCUCCUCCGUUCUGACUCUGCUCACACCCGCGGCUGCCUUCGCUGGAGAAUGGUGGCUUUUUGUAGUUCGAGUGGCGGUCGGAUUUGUGCAGGGUGUGACAUACCCGAGUAUCUUUGGCAUCUUGUCCCGAUGGGCCCCGCCUUCGGAGAGAGGUCGUCUUCUUACAAUUGUCACUACCGGUGAAACCUUGGGAGUCUUUGUGGGUUUUACAUUGACAGCACGUCUCAUCACACUGUUUGGCUGGGCUGUUACCCUGUACAUAACAGGUGGAGCUGGCCUGGUGUUUUGCUUUAUCUGGUGUCUCCUAGCGUUUGACUCGCCUUCUGUACACCCGACGAUAUCUGAAGUUGAAAGGAAAUAUAUCGAGUCAAAUUUGGAGACAACAACAAAGAGAAGAGAGAUCCCUUGGUUCAAAAUGCUCACAUCGCCACACUUAUGGGUACUGAUCUACAUCCACUGUACUGACGGUUGGGGAUUUUACAUGAUGCUAACCUGCCUGCCGUUGUACAUGGAUACAAUACUCAACUUUAACCUUGAUGCGAAUGGAGCUUUGUCCGCUAUGCCAUACCUGACUCUCAUGGCAUCAAGGAUACUGUCUAGUGUCAUCAUCGAUGCCAUCAUUAAACUAUCGAGGUUUAAGAAGGUCAACAUUAGAAAGACAUCCUUACUAGCUUUAGCUGGCGUUGGCGCAUGCCUUGUUGCUGUUGGUCACGUGAGAUGUGACUCCACAGCAGCCAUCGCCAUGUUGUGUCUGGCCACGGUCAUGCAAGGUGUGAUGGUUCCUGGGUUUUACCCGAGCUACACAGAACUCACACUCGGGUUCUCCGGAGUAGCGUUUGGACUCAGCAACGCAGUAGCAAACUGCGCAGGAUUCAUUGUGCCUCUGACGGUGGGAAUUAUUACAGACGAAAACCAAACACUAGCAGCCUGGCAGAAAGUCUUCUACAUCGGCGCCGCCAUUUCCGUUUCCGGUUCCGUCAUGGCUCUUCUGUUCCUCCGGACUGAUCCGGUUUCCUGGGCGCGAGACCCGGAUGAGGCACAGGUCCCGGAUGAAGCACAGGACCCGGAUGAAGAUAAACUGCUGCAGCCAACACGGGACAAGUUAAUACGUGUGUUUGAGGAUGGCGAGAAAGAAGGCUCUUGCCCAGACCUUGUUUACGAGACAACAGUGUGAAGUAAAACUGCAUUAAUUAAUAAUAUAUUGUUAUUAUGUAUUGUCAGCAAUACGUUUGCCACCAUAAUGGUGACCAACUUGCAUUUAGAUUUUCAUCAAAUAAGUAGACAUUUCCGACAUUCCAAUCUCACAAUGUAUGAUUUUAGGUGUCAAUUAAAAUAUCACACAACAAUACGCUGCAUAGGAGGGACAACUAGAAAUUUAAGUAGAUAAUCAAAAGGUGUAAAUAGGUACUUAAAGUAAAAUUAUAAAUUGGAGCUUGGUCGUGACUCCUAGUUUUCAAUUGUCUGAAAAUUGGCUAUAUUGGCCCUCCAUGUACCGCUUACCGCCCCUAAUGAUACAAUGUAUGAAAGAUGCAGAGUA
Molecule: messenger RNA, 2026 nt
Organism: Branchiostoma floridae (Florida lancelet)
Lineage: Eukaryota; Metazoa; Chordata; Leptocardii; Amphioxiformes; Branchiostomatidae
Product: sialin-like
Exons: 10
Coding region: 53-1663 (536 amino acids)
Biological process (GO): monoatomic anion transport; transmembrane transport
Molecular function (GO): transmembrane transporter activity
Source: RefSeq, a predicted model, not a curated record